Meloidogyne enterolobii is the source of this 757-nucleotide messenger RNA. The record is from the annotation of a GenBank genome assembly. NCBI's taxonomy places the organism in Eukaryota, Metazoa, Nematoda, Chromadorea, Rhabditida, Meloidogynidae.
UUUUAUUUUUAAGAAAAUGUUUGAUUUUCUUAGACCAAUUCAAGACCCUACUCUAAGAAUAAUGAUACCUGAAGAAAUUUUGGACAGGCAUCAGCAUCACAGUCACCAUGGAUCGGCCAGCAACAGUCGAAAUGGAAAUAGCGGACAAUGUAGUUCUUGCUUCGAUGAGUCAGAAGAAGAUGAUUAUGGUGAUAAUGUUGGAGGAGGGGGGAUGGCUCUCACACCUCCUCAAAUUAGGCGCAAAUUUAAGGCAUAUACCGUAAUGCAACGAUCGGGCUUUCAACAUACUGAGUAUAAAUAUGUACAAAUUCUUACUCAUCUAUGCAAGGCAGAAAUAUUUAUUUCCGCUAUUUAUGGUAUUCAUGGCUUAUAUUGUCCUGGAUUUGAACAAGAAAGUGCUUAUCAGGGGACUUGUCAUAUAAAUGUUCUCUCUUCCCUAGUUGGGUUAUUUACGGGGGGAAUGGGACUUGGAGCUGUUCACAGGUGCAUUAUUUCUUCAGUGGCUAAUCUUCUAUCUUUAAAAUCUCGUACGGGCCUAGCAAAUGGCCUUUCUGGAUUGAUGCUUUUAGGCAAUGUUCUAGUUGGUGUUUGUUUUAUUCUUACAUCAGUAAUUAUUUGUCAUUAUUGGGCAUCAAAUUCAACAAGAUACCAGCCAGUAGGGAGAGUUGCGAAGAGAACGCUUCCACGCACUCAUCAGGGUAAACGUCGCUCUACUAAAGCUACAAACUCAUUAUCUACAAUUGGUUUUAAAAAAUAA